AAAACAAUUACAAUUAUUGUCAAAACGAGACUGCAUCGUGCUGUGCGUGCCGCAUUCAAAAAGCCGAUUAAUAGUCUACGUGUGAAUUAAAUAAUUACUGAAAGAAUUUCCACUUCCAGUUCAUAAUUCAGAUCCAAUAUGUGUGGAAUUUGGGCGUUAUUUGGCGUUAGCGAAGACUUAUGUCCACUAUGUACGGAAAGCUUUGUGGCAAUUCGUCACCGCGGGCCCGACGCGUGGCGCUUCGAGGCCGACGCUCGGGAACCAUUUGCGAUAUUCGGCUUCCGGCGUCUGGCCAUCGUUGAUGGUCUGCACGGUAUGCAACCGAUGAGAUUGCAUCUCUAUCCACGCACAAACCUCAUUUGCAACGGAGAAAUUUACAACUACAAACGGCUGCAGGCACAGUUUAAGUUCCCAUAUGAAACAAAGUGUGAUGUAGAAGCCAUCACACAUUUGUACCACAACUUUGGUUUCCAAAAAACUGUGAAGAACCUCGAUGGUGUAUUUGGCUUUUGUCUGAUGGACGGAGAGAAGAAGAAAAUAUGUGUUGCUCGCGAUCCUUACGGCGUCCGCCCCCUAUUCGAAUACUGGGAUCCAGAGAGGGGUGUAUUAGGAAUCUCAUCUGAAGGCAAAGGUCUGAUCAAGUUAAAGCAAAACGGCAAUGGCAGUGCCACUUUGAGACAAUUCCCGCCGGGUCAUUACGCGCAAUGGAGUAUAUUAGACGAUGGUAAAGUUAAGCUUGAUUUUAUUGAGCGAUACACGUCGCCUGGUAUGCCACCGAACUUCUUGCCAUAUACUUCUGAGACUGACUUGGAAGGUAAGAGCAUAGAAGAGAAAACUGCGCUUCUUUUAGAAGCUGCGUGCGAAAAGAGAUUGAUGUCUGAUAGACGUAUCGGCUGUUUACUUAGCGGUGGUUUAGAUUCAUCGCUGAUUGCCGGGUUAGUUGUGAAGCUAGCCAAAAAGCACAACUUGCCAUACAAGAUACAAACAUUCGCUAUAGGAAUGGGCGAUUCCCCGGAUUUGGUAGCGGCUCGAUCCGUCGCUGAUCACCUGGGCACUGAGCAUCACGAAGUACAAUUCGAUGAAAAUGACGUAAAGGAAGCAUUGGACAAUGUGAUAUAUCAUUUAGAAUCGUUUGACAUUACAACGAUACGUGCUAGUCUGCCUAUGUAUUUACUGUCUAAGUAUAUUAAAGAGAAGACAAACACUACUGUUGUGUUUAGUGGCGAAGGAGCCGACGAAUUAGCCCAAGGCUACAUUUACUUUAGGGACGCUCCUUCCGAAAAUGUUGCACAUGAAGAGAGCUUGCGUUUGCUUUCGGAUAUUUACUUAUACGAUGGCCUCCGCGCGGACAGGACCACUAGUGCUUUUAGUUUGGAGCUCCGUGUACCGUUCUUGGACAUUCAGUUUACUAACCACUACCUUAGCCUUGACCCAAAACUACGUCAACCGCAAAACGGCAUUGAGAAGCAUUUGUUGCGGAGUAGUUUCGCUAAGAGCGGAUUACUGCCGGACACGAUACUGUGGCGUCAUAAGGAGGCUUUCAGCGACGGCGUGGCAUCUGUCAAGAAGUCAUUGUUCACUAUUAUUGGGGAGAUAAUUGCUGAAAGGUCGAUAGAGGAAAAUGUUGUGUAUCCAGGAGUACAGCCUAAAACAGCUGAAUCAAAAUACUACCGGUACGUGUUUGAAAAGUCUUUCCCCGGCCAACAUGUGUUUACUCCGUAUUAUUGGAUGCCUAAAUGGGUCGCCGGGGUUUCAGAUCCUUCUGCGCGGUUUAUAAAACAUUACGCGGCUAACUAAAGCAAUUUCGUGACUGUACAAAGUUGUAGAAAAACUUAAUUUGCGGCAACCGCUUAUUUAUUUGGCUCUCACGAUUUAGUUUUUUCGUCUAUUGUACAUUUUAUUUGUAUUUAAAUCUCAGGGCAAGGUUUUGUAACAAUUUAUUUACGAUCUUUUCCAAUCUUCUAUCCCAUUUAUUCUGUUCUAAAUAUUAUUACACGUAAAUUGAGUAAAGCUACGAGUACCUAUCUAGAUUCCUGUGUGGAAGUUCCAAUUGAAGUGUAACAGAGUGUGUUUAAUUGACUUGCGGCCUUCCGUACAACUUGGUUCUCAUUAUUCCCUGGCCGAUUUAGAGAGUCCCCAGUUUGAGUAUAAAUUACUUUGAUGAAAAUGUUACUAUGAUUGUUGCGGUUAUUGAAUGUUAUUGCUCCAAGCAUUUUGUUAUUGUUCUGUUCAUAUUCAUAAAGACCUUUAUUUUAUUUUGGUAUUUUUAAUACCUGAUGUAUUUUUUGACAGUGUUUGAUCUUGUUUUGCUUAGGUUUAAGUGUAAACUAUUUAAUUUCGGGAAUAGUGGGGAAAUUACCUCCAAGAAGUUUUUACGUAAGAUGUUAUUAAGUAUUAUAAGACUUAAAUGUUUUUAACGAAAGGAUAGUGUAAACUUAAAAUUCAAAAUUGUGUGAUCUGAUACCUAUGUAAAUGUGUUUUCGUUUUAUUAUAUGUAUUUAUUAAUCUGA
Messenger RNA from Helicoverpa zea (corn earworm), 2510 nucleotides. RefSeq names its product asparagine synthetase [glutamine-hydrolyzing] (gene AsnS). NCBI's taxonomy places the organism in Eukaryota, Metazoa, Arthropoda, Insecta, Lepidoptera, Noctuidae. Gene Ontology annotation, molecular function: asparagine synthase (glutamine-hydrolyzing) activity. The coding region runs from base 139 to 1797 and encodes 552 amino acids. The record is from RefSeq and is a predicted model, not a curated record. The transcript is spliced from 2 exons. Gene Ontology annotation, cellular component: cytosol.